ACGCCCCGAAACUCUGGAUUUACAAUCUCCAUGUGAGGAGCCCUUUACACCUUCAGCCCAGUCUGCUCGGCCACUCACCUUUUCACAGCAAAACUGCCUCACGAAGGUCUUGGGGAGCACAGGAGGCGUGUGGCUGCGAUCUGGGGUCCGCCUGCUUCCCAGAGGGGCUGUGGGCCAUCCUGAGCCACAUCACCUCCCCUACCGUGACCUUCCGGGAGGGACUUCCCAGACCCGCAGGAUUCCAGAGAUUUUUUUCUUUUGUUCUUUCUUCUCUUGAGAGUGCAGGCAGGGAGAGGGACAGAGAGAGAAUCUUAAGCAGGCUCAGCACAGAGCCCGAUCUCUGUGGGCUCAACCCCACGACCCUGGGAUUAUGACCUAGACCGAAAUCAGUCAGACGCUCAACUGACUGAGCCACCCAGGUGCCCCAGAGCACCCCCCCCCUUUUUUUUUAAGAACUGUUUUAGUUUUAGGAAAAAUUGGGAAGACGAGUUCCGUAUGCCUGCUUCCUAACACUUUCCCUGAGUAGCCAAGCCUGUUGCAUUAGUAGGUCUUUGUUACUGUUAGUGAACGCAGCUGUUAACUGAAGUCCCUGCUGAACUCAGGUUCCCUCAGUUUCCCCUAACCCCCUUGAGCUCUUCCGGGAUUCCUUGGAGGGUAUGCCUCGUUUGUGGAGUUGUACCGUCUCUUGUGGGCACUUGUCGGUCGUCAGUCUGUGGAGGGGUGGCCGUGUUGGAGCCGGGCUCUGUCGUCCUGGUCGCUGUGGAGGUGGGAGAAGGGGGCAGAAGACAGGCUGAGUUCAGUCCCAGUCUUCCCGAAGAUGAGGGCGGAGCCUGUUGGUUGUCACCCCAAAGGGGCGAGGCAGGCGUCCAGCCCAGUGAGGCCUCGCCUCUGAUUGAGCCGGUCCCCGUCCGUCCGUCCGUCGUCUGUCCUUCCUUCCGUCAACUUGUCUUAUCUGUUUUAAGGUUAUGUGUGAUUUUUAUUUAUUUUUUUAAACUGUUUAAUUUUUAAGUUCAUUUAUUUUGAGAGUGAGAGUGAGCACAAGCAGGGGAGGGGCAGAGAGAGAGAGAGAGAGAGAGAGAAUCCCAAGCAGGCUCCACAUUGUCAGCACAGAGCCCGAGGCUCGAACUCACAAACUGCGUGAUCAUGACCUGAGCCCAAGUCGGAUACGUAACCCACUGAGCCACCGAGGUGCUUAAAUUCAUGAGAAAGUUUUUGUGACGUCCCCUUUAUGGUUCUACACACUCACAAGGGCACAAUUCCGUAGCAUUAAGUACAUUCACAGGUUGUGCAACCAUCACCAGGAUCUGUAUGCAAAACGUUCAUCAGGUCAAACCAAAACUCCUCCCCGUUCACCAGCGACGCCUCAUAACCUCUGUCCUACCUGAUCCCAGCAUGCCUUCCGAGACACCCCAAGCAGAAACGGGGUCCGCAGGGUGCCCCCACCUCUCAGGGGCACACCUAGGGAAAGGGAGCCUGGAGAAGGGACCUCCGGGGGACAAGGAAGCCAAGGAGCGCCUGUGGAUCCGUCCCGAUGCCCCAAGCAAGUGUUCCUGGCAGCUGGGCAGGCCGGUCACUGACUCCCCUCAUCACCACACUGUCUUGACCAAAUCCCCCCAAAUCUUGCCAGACAUCCUGAAGAAGAUCGGGGACACCCCCAUGGUGAGAAUCAAUAAGAUCGGAAAGAAAUUUGGCCUCAAGUGCGAGCUCUUGGCCAAGUGUGAGUUCUUCAACGCCGGCGGGAGCGUGAAGGACCGUAUCAGCCUGCGCAUGAUUGAGGACGCCGAGCGGGCCGGGACCCUGAAGCCCGGGGACACCAUCAUUGAGCCGACGUCCGGGAACACAGGGAUCGGGCUGGCCCUGGCUGCCGCCGUGAAGGGUUACCGCUGCGUCAUCGUGAUGCCGGAGAAGAUGAGCACGGAGAAGGUGGAUGUGUUGCGGGCCCUGGGGGCCGAGAUUGUGAGGACGCCCACCACGGCCAGAUUUGACUCCCCGGAGUCCCACGUGGGGGUGGCCUGGAGGCUACGGAACGAGAUCCCCAACUCUCACAUCCUGGACCAGUACCGCAACGCCAGCAACCCCCUCGCUCACUACGACACCACCGCCGAGGAGAUCCUGCAGCAGUGUGACGGGAAGUUGGACAUGCUGGUGGCUUCGGCGGGCACGGGUGGCACCAUCACGGGCAUCGCCAGGAAGCUGAAGGAGAAAUGCCCAGGGUGCAAAAUCAUCGGGGUGGAUCCCGAGGGUUCCAUCCUCGCAGAGCCCGAGGAGCUGAACCAGUCGGAGCAGACGGUCUACGAGGUGGAAGGGAUCGGCUACGACUUCAUCCCCACGGUGCUGGACCGGACGGUGGUGGACAAGUGGUUCAAGAGCAACGAUGAGGAGGCCUUUGCCUUCGCCCGGAUGCUGAUUGCACAGGAGGGGCUGCUGUGCGGUGGCAGUGCCGGCAGCGCCAUGUCGGUGGCCGUGAAGGCCGCCCAGGAGCUGCAGGAGGGCCAGCGCUGCGUGGUGAUUCUGCCGGACUCGGUGCGCAACUACAUGUCCAAGUUCCUGAGUGACAAAUGGAUGAUGCAGAAGGGCUUCCUGAAGGAGGAGGACUUCACCGUGACAAAGCCGUGGUGGUGGCACCUGCGAGUUCAGGAGCUGAGCCUGUCGGCCCCGCUGACGGUGCUGCCCACGGUCACCUGCGAGCACACCAUCGAGAUCCUCCGCGAGAAGGGCUUCGACCAGGUGCCCGUGGUCGACGAAUCAGGGGCGAUCCUGGGGAUGGUGACCCUGGGGAACAUGCUGUCGUCCCUGCUCGCUGGGAAGGUUCAGCCGUCAGACCAAGUUCGAAAAGUCCUCUAUAAGCAGUUCAAACAGAUCCGGCUGACGGACCCGCUGGGCAAGCUGUCGCACAUCCUGGAAAUGGACCACUUCGCCCUGGUGGUCCACGAGCAGAUCCAGUCGCGGGACCUGGCCUUGACGGGCGUGGUGGGGGGGCCCUCAGACCACAGCAACGGCAAGUCCAGUAAGAGGCAGACGGUGUUCGGGGUCGUCACUGCCAUCGACUUGCUGAACUUCGUGGCCGCUCGGGAGCGCGACCGGAAGACCAGGUCAGGAAGCACCUCGGAGCCCAGACCUGCCGGGGCCACGGUACAGCUCUGACCGCGCCUGCGCCUCGCCUCGCCUCGCC
Panthera uncia (snow leopard) is the source of this 3172-nucleotide messenger RNA. It is a transcript of the gene CBS, whose product is annotated as cystathionine beta-synthase. The record is from RefSeq and is a predicted model, not a curated record. Gene Ontology annotation, molecular function: cystathionine beta-synthase activity; cysteine synthase activity. NCBI's taxonomy places the organism in Eukaryota, Metazoa, Chordata, Mammalia, Carnivora, Felidae. The transcript has 17 exons. Gene Ontology annotation, cellular component: cytoplasm. Bases 1309 to 3144 code for a protein of 611 amino acids.